Molecule: messenger RNA, 2178 nt
Organism: Pecten maximus
Lineage: Eukaryota; Metazoa; Mollusca; Bivalvia; Pectinida; Pectinidae
Product: MAM and LDL-receptor class A domain-containing protein 1-like
Exons: 9
Coding region: 293-1144 (283 amino acids)
Biological process (GO): nervous system development
Cellular component (GO): membrane
Source: RefSeq, a predicted model, not a curated record
GUAGCUGUCGGAGGUCACGUAGGUUUAAGAUGACCUCACAAUAAAGUGUACAUUUCCUUCGCGACAGGAAAUACACACACCGAUAUCGUCACGCGAACAAACGCGGACAUUGUUUUUAAACGUUCUAGAUCCUGUUUCGUUUGUUUUUUUUGUUAUAAUAGGCAUUCGACCAGGAAAACAAACAUUUGUGUUGUGGAAUGAAAUGGUGCUAUUUCCACAUAGUCAAACAUUUUGAUCGAAGAAAACAUUUCUGUGUUUGUGCGGAUUUUCCCUGCUGGACGAGGAAAAGGAUAUGGGCAUGACACGGACAUUGGUGCUUGUAGCUGUAACAUUCGUCGUCAUACAGGAAUAUACAGCAGUAGUCAGCCCAAUGUCAGGUAGAUUACCAACCGUCUCCAAAAGACAGUCAGGAAACAGUUCGACGUUAGCAGGGUCAACAGUAACGGAAGGCAAAUGUCAAGCGUUCCACCUAACCAGAGGCUUGCGUGUGAAGUACCUGAGACGGUAUGCCCGAUUUAACUGUGAUAGUCCCUUCAUCAUGUAUGGUUCUAAACGAGUUGUCUGUGUAGGCGGUGUCUGGACCGGAAGUCAGCCAUUAUGUAUAGCAAGCCGCUGUCCCGAUGUACUCAUCAGGGAUUCCGGACUUUCUGUAACUCGUCGUUACCAGGGGGCGCUACUCGUGUUCUCCUGUCCCCCGGGCAUGUCUAUCGUUGGGGAUAACCAGCUUAGUUGUGACGGCGAGAAGUGGAGCGGAAGUGUGCCUAUAUGUACUUCUGAGGAAGCUGAGCGGUCGUGUGGAUUUGAGAAGACAGAUUUGUGUGGAUGGACCAAUGAUAUAAACUCUACCCUAUCGUGGACACGGACCAAUGGGUCAACUCCCACGAACCGGACCGGUCCCAGGACCGGGCACUCUCCAGUCGGGAUAUCAGGCUACUAUCUUUAUAUGGAGAGUUCCGGUCAUUCGGGACGUGAUGACGUAGCCAGACUCCUCUCUCCUUGGUACCGAGACAUUCCGAAAGGAACGUGUUUCCAGUUUUUCUACCACAUGCUUGGGGAUGAAAGUCAAGAUGAUUUUAGUUCCUUGUAUGUGUACGUAAGAGAUCACCAGGUGGCAGAGGAGCUGAUGUUUUCAACCACAGGGUAGUCAUGGCGACCGCUGGGUACGAGGAUUAAUUUCACUGACAGAGGAUUAUCAGUUGUUACAGAUUGUGAUACAGGCCACCAGGACAACAAAUUGGGCCCAUGACGUAGCUAUUGAUGACGUCAGGCUAUACAACUGUUCAUAUGACGAUAUCGAGCUUUCAACGGAUGUGACGUCAGUGACCGAUCACAUAGGCAGCAGUCCGGCAGCAAUUAAAACAACUACACCGGGUCAUGUGACCAGGCAUAUAACUGACUCUACAACGCCUGAUAAAAUCCUAACUGAGAACAGCACGAAAGAUAAUGUUACCCAAACUCCAUCUGGUGGAAAAAGCCCAAAUUCUUCAAACGAUCAAAAUGAUUUUAAAAUACAAAAGAGCACGGAUCCGGAUAUUUUUACACAUUUCAUUUCUGAAAAUGUUUCAAUAGCUAAUUGGGCUAAGACAGGCACAAAACAUGUGGUUCGGUCGUCCCGGACCCCAAUGUCAAAGAACGAACUAUAUACUCUGUACACUGGUAUAAUCGUCACAGUUGUUAUCAUACUUCUGUUGUUACUUACCAUACUUGUUGGAGUACAGGUCCAGUGGCGAAAGAAAAGGGUACCACGUGAUCAAACGAAUGAGGAAGUCAUAGAAAUGGAGACGUUAAAGGAAUACAAAGUUAAUAUGGACCCCACUGACACUACAUGUAGUACUAAGGAGAGUGCCUCUGACAAUCUUAUUAGUGAGCAUGCGCCUCACAAUGAAAACGUUAUAUUCUGUACACGUUUGUAACUGUAGUAAAUGUGACGUCAGCUGUAAAAAAAAAAAUGACGUCAGACGUACACAAUCAAAUUUUCAUUCAUAAACGUAUACAACGGGGUAAAUCUACGUUGUCACCCGGUACCCUUCGUUCCGUGGCUUAUAACUGAUGUUAUCAGCCCAUAACUUUAAAAAUAAUGACGUCACUGUUUAUAGCGUCGCUGUUGAUUGGCUGAUACGGCGGGGUAUUAACUUGUAAGACAAAAAAUCCAUCAAUAAAGUUUAUCUUCUCGGGGAC